Molecule: messenger RNA, 954 nt
Organism: Neopelma chrysocephalum (saffron-crested tyrant-manakin)
Lineage: Eukaryota; Metazoa; Chordata; Aves; Passeriformes; Pipridae
Product: homeobox protein NANOG-like
Exons: 4
Coding region: 1-954 (317 amino acids)
Biological process (GO): regulation of transcription by RNA polymerase II
Molecular function (GO): RNA polymerase II cis-regulatory region sequence-specific DNA binding; DNA-binding transcription factor activity, RNA polymerase II-specific
Source: RefSeq, a predicted model, not a curated record
AUGAGCGCCCACCUGGCCAUGCCGUCCUGCCUGUCCUACUCACCUGUUCUGUAUGGGGACUACUAUUGGCUCUCUCCAGGGAACACGGACAGCAUGCCCGCCGAGGAGGCUCCGGCGACGGACGCCCUACCUUUGCCCGCGACGGAGAAGACGUCCAGUCCCCCAGAUGACUCUCCAGCUUCUUCAAGCUCUGGGACACUCACCCAGUACUACACCCCUGACUCUGCCACCAGUCCCACCGCAGCAGCAAGCCCGUCUCCCCACUCCUCUUUGCAGAAGGUCAAAGCGCAAGGCAAAGGUGUGGUGAAGACGGGCAAGAGCCGCACAGCCUUCUCGCAGGAGCAGCUUAAAGCCCUACACCAGCGGUUCCAGAGCCAGAAGUACCUCAGCCCCCAGCAGAUUCGGGAGUUGGCUACUACCCUUGAGCUCACCUACAAGCAGGUGAAAACAUGGUUUCAGAAUCAACGGAUGAAAUUCAAACGUUGCCAAAAGGAGAGCCAGUGGGUGGAAAAAGGGCUGUAUCUACCACAGAAUGGGGCUCGUCAGGCUGCAUACCUGGAUAUAAUGCCCACAUAUCACCAGGGCUUCCCUGUCGGUGCCAGCAGAAACCUUCAGGCUAUGACCAACACGCACCAGGCCUACAGCAGUGGACAGACUUAUGGGAAUGGGCAGAGCCUGUACUCAUUCGUGGCUGUGGAGGAUGAGGGGCUCUUUGGAAAAGGUGGGACAAGCUGCAAUACCCAGCAAGCUGUGGGUUUAUUAAGCCAGCCAAUGAACUUCUGUCACAGCUACUCUGACAAUGUGGAUUAUGUCAGCCUGGAGUCAGAAGACACCUACGACUUCCAGAGUACUUCUGACACUGUCACACCGUUUUUGAGCUCUCCUGUACAGCAUCAAUGCCAGGUCCCUUGGCAUCCCAUGGGGGCCCAGAGUGGUUAUGAGUCUCAGGUUUAA